UGUGUGUGUGUGUGUGUGUACGGUCGUGCAAAUGACCGACGGAUCAGGUCACUAAAUAUUAAACGACAUCGUGUAUCGUAUUGUGGCGGCAUGUGCAUGCGUGUGUCUAGCUCAACAGUAGCAUUGGCAAUACCAUACUACGAAGCUAACGCGAUUACUUUCACAAGUAUCGGCCAUUUUAUCAGUAAUUUCAUUUAAAAACAGGCACGAACAAUAAAUUUAUGUAACGCGUAACUAAACGCGUGAACGUUUACGUUCGCGUCGGGUAGUACGCCAGAAAAUAUUGUAUUGCUACAUGUGUGUACGCAUGUACACACGUACAACGUACAGUGCAUGCUACGAUUUCCAUCGAUGACAGUAACCAAAUAGCGUGAAACCUAUUAAAUUCACGAUCCACGGUGCCACGUAUUUUUUCUGUAUACCGCAACGUUCCGACUUUGGGAGACAUCGCUAGUUGUACUACGAUUUGGGACAUUCGUUCGCGAUCGUCGCGCUGAAUCGUAGAGAUCGCAAUAAUUUUACGCAGAUGUGGUUUAGCUUGGUUUAGUGUUCGGUGUAUCGUUCCACGUUUCGUAACAGUUUGUUCGCACCUUAGGAUCAUCGUCGUACAUCGGAUAAAGAAAACAUCGCAUUACAGAUAUCGAUAGAUGAACAGUAAGAUUGAAAUACCGAUUAUCAUCAAGAAACCGACCGUCGUUGCAGUUUGCUGAUAAUAAUAAUAGAAACAUAAAAAGUUAAAAGGUAAAAAUAAUAAUGGAAGAUUCGAAAGACUACCACGAGAUGUGUAAAGAAGUAGACGACAUCGAGUUGUCGGCAUCUAACAAUAAAGGAGCAACGGUGGCUAUACAACAGCUCGUCGGAACUUUGGUCGACGAUAACAGACACACGGAUGCUACGACGACAACGAGGACGACGACGACGACGACGAUCGAUGACAACAAGAUCGACGAUAAGCUCGAAGAUGGCGAGUGUAAAAUUUCUCUGAGGAAAACGUUUUCUGUUUGCGAUUCUGCAAUGUCACCAGAGACUAACAACACCACGCAAGACAAUACCCCGACCUCGUCGAAUGAUGCCGAAUCGAGUUCUUCUUCUUCUUCUUGUUUUAGUAAUCAAAAUAAAUGUAAAAGAAGCAUUUCAAAAGGUGCAGCAGUUUCAAUCGUAGCUCAAGCGAAUGGCGGUGAUAGUUGUGACGACAGUAACCGCAGCUCCGACGAAGAGUCGAGUAAACAUCAAAAGUUGAACGAAAAUGUAUCGAAUGAAUUAAAAUCUGAAGAUAAAAGUACGAGCAAAGCGCGUACAUCGAAGGAACCCGUGAUGGACGGUGGUGGUGGCGGUGACGGUGAUGGCGGCGGAGGCGGCGGCGGUGGCGGUUGUUGCAACGAGAGAUUCGUGCAAGACGUAGAGAUGAGAUCGGCAGAACUCGAGAAAGCAUCAGCAUCAGCAUCAGCAGCAGUAGCAGUAGCAACAGCAGCAGCAGGAAACCUCAAGGAAGCGAGUGGACGCGAGGAACGGACAGAGACGGAUACCGACGGUUCGUAUGCCGGAGACGCAGGUACACGUACACAAGCUCGUCGCGUCACGUUUCGACCUGGUAACGCUAAUCUCUUCGAAGAAUCGGUCGCUUCGAACUAUUCUCGUUCCAGUGCGGCGGAGCACAUGGCCAGCGAGGAAGAGUCGGAGGUACCGCAGGCAGACUUCUCUGCCUGUUUAAAAAAGAAAGUACCAAAGCCCAGCUGGUAUGUAGUGCCGGAACUCGUUCAUCGCGAAAUGGGCAUGAAUCCACUCUUUCCACGUAGAUGUUACGGUUCCUUACAUGUUGUAGAACGCUUCCAGCUUACAUACGAGCUUAGAGAACAUGAGGGUUGCGUCAAUGCUUUAAACUUUAACAAAGCCGGGAACUUGUUGGCCAGCGGCUCCGACGAUUUGAACGUGGUCAUAUGGGAUUGGGCACGAGGAAGGAGGCGAGCGAAUUUCGUUAGUCAGCACAAGAGCAAUAUCUUUCAAGUCAAAUGGAUGUAUUACGCGGAACAUUUAGUGGCUACGUGCGCUCGCGAUGGACAAGUACGUUUGUUGGAUACAACGGGUGGCCGUGGUACCUCGCGAAAAUUAGCUACGCACAACGCGCCAACUCAUAAACUCGCACUUCAUCCGGACACACCAGACGUUAUUAUUUCUGUUGGCGAAGACGCAAAAGUACUGUCCAUAGAUAUCAGAGAAUCGAAACCAACCAAGUUGUUGGUGGUAAAAAACGGUUCCGCUCGUUUACGACUGUACAGUGUUCAUUCGAAUCCCCUCAGUAGCAACGAAUUUUGCGUGAGCGGACAAUUUCAAUUCGUCAAAGUAUACGAUCGACGAAAUGUAUCGGUGCCGAUCUAUGAAUUGUGUCCCAAGCAUUUGACCGAGAACAAGAAUGUACACGUAACUUGCGCCUUGUACAAUUACAACGGAACCGAAAUUCUUGCGUCUUACAAUGACGAAGAUAUAUAUUUAUUCGAUACGGUGUCGCCUCAACCCGGAGAUUUCGCUCACAAGUACGAAGGUCACAGGAACAGUGCCACUGUGAAGGGUGUCAACUUCUUCGGACCGAAGAGCGAGUACGUCAUAUCCGGAUCGGAUUGCCGAAACAUAUUCAUCUGGGACAAGAACAGCGAGGCGAUCGUAAAUUGGAUGUUCGGCGACGAGAACGGAGUGGUAAAUUGUUUAGAGCCUCAUCCGCAUACUCCUAUUUUGGCCACGAGCGGACUCGAUUGUGGCGUAAAGAUAUGGGUGCCUACCAAGAAGAAACCUCUGCCGUUUGACGAACUAAAAGACUGCGUCGCAUCGAAUGCGACUAACAGGUCGCAAGAGACUCACAGCGAAACGGAUGCGAUCGAUAGUCAACUGCUCUGGAUAUUGGUGAGACACAUUCGUCACACGGAAAGAGUCAGGAGUAUGAGAACUUCUACUCCACGAAAUCGAGCGGUCGACGACGAUGACGACGACGACGACGACGAUGGCGACGACGAGGAUGACGACGACGACGAUGAGGACGACGAUAAUGUCGACGAUUCCUUGGACGACGAUUCCUCCGAUCACAGCGACAGCCAAUCGGACGGCGACAGCGUUAGAAGAUUUCAGUGCUCCCCGUCUUAGAGGUAUCGUGGGCUAUCGCUAAACGUUUCGUACGUCGACAUUCGUACGAUGUAUUUAAAGCAACGUUAUGAAAAAUAUCGACAAGAAGAAGGAUAAGAAGAAUCGAAUCUAUAAAGGUCUCAACUCCCCUCUCAAUUUAUCUCGUUUCACAACCCCCACCACCACCACCGCCGCCGCCACAGUUUAGUAAUCCGAUGAUACAAGUGACGAUACUAGUUAUCGUGUAAUUGCAAGAUUCGGGGCGCGUCAAAAAUGUAUAAAGACAACUCGGUAAACGUAUGUAAAUGAUAGUAGGCGAUAAUAAGAAACAAUAUAGUUUUAUUUCUAGAAAGUAUUCGUAGUUAAAAUUUUAUAUUAUUCUCCGGUAAUUGCCGAAUUCGAGAGGUCAUCGUUCCUAAGAAGAUGAGUCAAAUCAGCACCGCAUACACGAACGAACGUGAACAACCGACCGACGGGAUACGAUCUUGGUGUUAGUCUGUAAGAUCUUGAUGUCCGAACGUUUCAUAAAAUUCGCGAUAAGGAUGUUUCUACUCUACGUAGCAGUUAACGUUCCGGAAUACCGUUCGCGCAACAUUCGAAUCAAAGUACAAUACGUUACGUUUCAAUUAUUACUGAAACAGAAUACGAACGGAAAAAAGAAAACAAAGAAAAGAAAAAAGACAACACAGAAACUAAAUAUGAAAAGAGACCCGUAGCACGUGAACGAACAAAGGAUUGUUUUUAUUCGUAAAUUUGUUAUCGGCGCGAGGGAAGUUUUGUUGUAUGUUACGUAAAAUAAAAACGUUAUCGAAGCAA
Ceratina calcarata is the source of this 3927-nucleotide messenger RNA. Its product is annotated as DDB1- and CUL4-associated factor 8. The record is from RefSeq and is a predicted model, not a curated record. The transcript has 14 exons. Gene Ontology annotation, molecular function: protein binding. Gene Ontology annotation, cellular component: cytoplasm; Cul4-RING E3 ubiquitin ligase complex. The coding region runs from base 754 to 3132 and encodes 792 amino acids. Lineage: Eukaryota; Metazoa; Arthropoda; Insecta; Hymenoptera; Apidae.